AUGCCCCGGCAGCUGAUCUGCGCCUACGUGGACAUCAUCCCCGACGACGUCUGCCGCAGGGCCUACCCAGGGCGCGUCACCCCCAACAUGCUCUGCGCCGGGGUGCGCAACCAGCGCAUCGACUCCUGUCAGGGUGACUCCGGGGGGCCGCUGUCCUGUAACCGGACCCUCCAAGGCAUCGUGUCGUGGGGGCUGCAGACCUGCGCCCUGCCGGGGCGCCCGGGGGUCUACACACGGGUGUGCAACUACGUGGACUGGAUCCUGAACACCAUGAACAACAACUAG
Molecule: messenger RNA, 285 nt
Organism: Cygnus atratus (black swan)
Lineage: Eukaryota; Metazoa; Chordata; Aves; Anseriformes; Anatidae
Product: kallikrein-11-like
Exons: 2
Coding region: 1-285 (94 amino acids)
Biological process (GO): proteolysis
Molecular function (GO): serine-type endopeptidase activity
Source: RefSeq, a predicted model, not a curated record